AUGGAGGAACUUGCUAAUCGUUUUGGAACUCUGUCCGCAUCAUCUACUGUGGUGGAAGAAUAUGGAUAUGUCGUGUUGAACCAUUCAGAAAAGAGUCCAAUGGCGAUGCUUGAAGAGCCAGAAGUUGCCGCAAAAAUUGAUACUGGGUUUGGGAAUGGAUUGCAUAACGUAGUUGCUAAGAACGAUGAGGAGAUCUGGACUAGUGGUUGGGACAAGAUCUUAAAACUAUACAACCUUAAUGGGGAACUGAUAAAGUCUGUUCAAACAAAGUCUGGAAACGCGCCUCAAGAUAUGACAAUCACCGGCAAUGAUGAUCUAGUUUACACUGAUGACAAAGAUGGAACUGUGAACAUUUUGAAAAACACAAAUAUUGAAGAGAUGAUUUGGCUACCGGGGUGGAAACCUCAAGGUAUAUGCUCUGCAUUCUCCGACCACCUCCUCGUUAUGAUGGUCAAUGAUGAUUUUGAUCAAACAAAAGUUGUACGUUACUUUGGCUUCACAGAGACACAAACUAUUCAAUUUGAUGACAAGGGUCGAGCUCUCUAUUCAUCAAGUAGACUCACCCAUCCAAAGUACAUUACCGAGAAUGGAAACCGGGAUAUCUGUGUGUCUGAUUGUUGGGCUGGUGCCGUAGUUGUGGUCAGUGAGGGUGGGGCACUACGCUUUAGAUACACGGGUGAUCCUUCUACCUCUAAGGGGCCGUUCGAUCCACACGGGAUCGCAGCAGACAGCCAGAACCGGAUUUUGAUAUCAGACCCCACCAGUAACCGCAUCCAUAUCCUAGAUCAGGAUGGACAGUUCUUACGUUACAUCGAAAACUGCAAUUUGCGAUCUCCAAGGGGAAUAUGUGUCAACACCAAAGAUGAACUCUUUGUGGCAGAGUCUGGAGAUGAUGGCACAGUCAAGAAAAUAAAAUAUACCAAUUGA
Molecule: messenger RNA, 927 nt
Organism: Magallana angulata
Lineage: Eukaryota; Metazoa; Mollusca; Bivalvia; Ostreida; Ostreidae
Product: tripartite motif-containing protein 2-like
Exons: 1
Coding region: 1-927 (308 amino acids)
Molecular function (GO): protein binding
Source: RefSeq, a predicted model, not a curated record